Molecule: messenger RNA, 1906 nt
Organism: Amphimedon queenslandica
Lineage: Eukaryota; Metazoa; Porifera; Demospongiae; Haplosclerida; Niphatidae
Product: pumilio homolog 2-like
Exons: 8
Coding region: 161-1495 (444 amino acids)
Biological process (GO): post-transcriptional regulation of gene expression
Cellular component (GO): nucleus; cytoplasm
Molecular function (GO): mRNA 3'-UTR binding
Source: RefSeq, a predicted model, not a curated record
UGGGGGCGAGAUCCUAAAGUGUCCAUAGUUGGUUUGCAUUUACACAAGAAGAGCCCUCACUCUUUCACACUCUUCUGUCAGGAAAAAGCCCUCGACAUUUCAGUAGUUGUCAUCGCUCUGUUUGUGAACAAGACGCUGUGAGCAACGCUUAGUAACCAGGAUGAGCACACAACUGGACAUUCUCGGCUCGCAUAAUAUGUACAACAAUGUCUUUACAUAUCCAUCAGAAGAAUACUCUCCGACUAGCCUGAGCUCCUUCUCCUACAGUCCUCCUCAGUCUCUCUCAUGGGACAUACCUUCUUAUAGCUCCUUUGAUCUGACCAGCAAGCACUCACCACCUCCUCCAUUGCCAGGCAGCACUGGUUCCUCUCCCCCUAGGAGAGCAGGGGCUGGCGGCCCAGGGGGACAGAGAAGGAAAAGUCUCGGGGACGGAAAACGCUGCCAACUCUUGGAAGAUUUUAGAAACGGGCGAGUAACUACAAUAGAUCUCGCCGACGUUCAAGGACAUGUUGUUGAUUUUGCCAAAGACCAGCAUGGCUCUCGUUUUAUUCAGCAAAAACUCGAGCAGUGUUCGGAUGAAGACAAAGACAUGGUGUUUAGUGAGAUCCUUCCUGCCUCUUACAGCCUCAUCACUGACGUAUUCGGGAACUACGUCAUCCAGAAGUUCUUUGAGUUUGGGACCAUCGAUCAGAAAGCAACUCUUGUGGAUAGACUCCAUGGACAUGUCCCUUCUCUCUCGUUGCACACUUACGGCUGUCGUGUUAUACAGAAAGCCAUAGAGUCUGUUCCUCCUUACUUGCAGGCUGAAAUAAUAAAUGAGCUGGACGGUUUUGUGCUCAAGAGCAUAAGAGAUCAGAAUGGGAACCAUGUCAUACAAAAGUGCAUAGAGUGUGUUGAUCCUCCACUCCUCACUUUCAUCAUUGUAUCCUUUAAGGGCCAGGUGUACGAUAUGGCCACUCAUCCUUAUGGCUGCCGUGUGAUACAGCGAAUCCUUGAGCAUUGCACAGCCCAGCAGACCGACCUCUUAUUAAAAGAAAUACACCUUCAUGCCGACCAGCUCAUUGCUGAUAAUUAUGGCAACUAUGUGGUCCAGCAUGUUUUAGAGAAAGGCAGACCAGAGCAGAAGUCAAGAAUAAUUGGAGUGAUUCGUGGAAGAGUUGUCUCGCUCUCUCAGCACAAAUUUGCAAGUAAUGUUGUAGAAAAGUGCAUUGUUCAUGCCUCAAGACACGAGAGGGCUGGUUUAAUUGACGAGCUCUGCAGUGCACCAGAGGGUGCUAUACUGACAAUGACAAAGGAUCAGUUUGCUAACUACGUUGUUCAAAAGAUGUUGGACAUUGCUGAGCCAAGCCAACGAAAGAUGCUAAUCUACCGCCUUCGCCCCCACCUCCCCACACUCAGGAAAUUCACAUACGCCAAGCACAUUGUCAAUAAAAUUGAGCGACUCUCAAAAGGCAGCACCUCAGGGAGUCCACUCCUCUCUCCGACAUAUUUUUAAAUAAAGAAUCUCCCCUCCUUCCCCACCGGCUGUAUCUUCAUUUUUACACUCUUAAGUAAUAUACAUCACUUAGGAUCCGUGUACUAUAUAAUAUUUUAGAAUUUUUGUUUUUUUCUUUUUUCUUUGGAUAUGAAGACCUUCCUUCAAUCUGCCCAAGUCUCUCAUUUAAGAAUAGUUUUGUAUGAUAAACCCCAUAGCACCAAACAUUAUUAUCAAUAUGUGUAUAAUAUCUACCUUUCAUUUAUAAUAUUAACAACAGCUCAACUUUUUUUAUAUCUUUCCUGUGUUAUAUUAUUUUAUAAUUAUAGUGUACGUCAGUAUGAUGAUGGCUGUGUUGAACACAAGUAUAUUAUUAUUAUUAUUAGAAAUUAUUUUUGUAAGUAUUAACAUGCAUUCUUUUGUUUCAUUGAG